AUGCAACCUCAUGAGAAGGUUGUUGUUCUGAAGCCUGUGGUCUCCAGGCCUUUCUCCAGGUUCAGGCCCUUCCCAAAGGUUCUGCAAGACUUCAACGCCACUUGUUCCCCAACAAUCACCAUCCCAGAGGAGAUUGAGCUAAUCAGACCAAAAGCCACUCAGUUGGCAUCGCUACCGGGUAAUCUUCCAACACAGAUAGCAGCAACGAUAGAUGCCGGGUCGGAUGCCAUAUCUGAGGAGGUGGAAGUCAAUGCAGAGCAUUUCACGUGUUGUGAGCAUGUAACAGCAUGCCAAACUGCUGGGCGGAAUGGUGUGCGCAGUCGUUUGUCGCUUGAUGGGUAUAACUGGAGGAAAUAUGGGCAAAAGAAAGUGAAGGGCAGCGAGUUCCCACGGAGCUACUACAAGUGCACUCACCCUAGCUGCCCUGUGAAGAGAAAGGUGGAGACGACAGUAGAUGGCCAAAUUGCUGAGAUUGUGUACAGUGGUGAACACAACCACCUGAAGCCAGGCAAGCCUUGUUCCCCCAGGAAGCCAUUGUCGUCGACAAGCACAGAGGUUGUGAUGUGCGACAUGCAUGGUAUUGACGAUACGAUGCAAGAGUAG
Molecule: messenger RNA, 603 nt
Organism: Miscanthus lutarioriparius
Lineage: Eukaryota; Viridiplantae; Streptophyta; Magnoliopsida; Poales; Poaceae
Source: the annotation of a GenBank genome assembly